AUGAGGAAUUACAUUACCAGGGAAGUACGGAAUGUUUCCGAACAAGAAGAUGCAAAAGAAUUCGGGAAAUAUUUAUUACGAAUGAAAGAGAAGAAUCAAAAUUUCUUUUUUGAGUUUGAACUCGAGGAGGAUCAAUCGAUUAAGCUGGCUUUUUGGGCCGAUGCAAGAAGUAGAGCUGCCUUUGUGUAUUUCGGAGAUGUUAUUUCAUUUGACACCACUUACAAUACAAACAAAUAUAAUUUGGCAGGUGAUGCUGAAAAAGUGAAAAUGAAGAGCAGACAUGUUGCAGGAACCAUUACCAAAAAGAAAAAGAUUGUUGUGCUAGAUAUUUGCACAGACUUACCAGCAUGGCCAGGGAGACAGGAGGGAGAAGAAGAAAGAAGAAACAAGAACUCACAAUGCUCAACUGCAUGCUACCAUCUCAGAGCUGCAGUGGCUUCUGCUGUGGCAGCCAUCCCGGCUGCAAUGGCUGCUUCAUCUACACCAAGCAAGGAUGAGAGGAUGGCCAAGACUAGCGUGGCUGUGGCCUCUACAGCCACAUUGGUGGUCGUGCAGUGCGUCGAGGCUACUGAGGCAAUAGGGGCUGAGAGAGAUCACCUAGCUUCUGUGGUUAGCUCAGCUGUCAAUGUCAGCUCUUAAGAUGAUAUCACUACACUUAUCACUGCAGCUGCAACAGGUAGCACUCCUUGAUGACACUGUCAAGAAUCAACAAGAGUAUAGUUGAAUUGUCAAUAAGCUGCUUCAUAGGACAAAAUGUGUCUUGUGUUCAUGUUGGCAUGGGUAGUGUGACACUAAGAGAUAGUAAUGAUGACCAUGAUCUUAAUUAUUAAUGUUUGUAACUCUAAGAGGAGCAGCUACCCUGAAGGCAAGAGCAUUGAAAGAGGUAUGGAACAUUGCUGCAGUGACACCAUUAGAGAAAGGCAGGGAAUGAUUGGAAUUUGUGGCAAAGGUACUACAAUUACUAAUAACAAUAAUAGCAACAAUACCAGCACAAGUGAUGGUGGGGAGAUUCUUAAUGGAGAAAAUUUUCUAGGCGUCUGCAGCCAAGAGCUACUUGCUAAAGGAAGUGAAUUACUCAAACA
Arachis duranensis is the source of this 1082-nucleotide messenger RNA. Its product is annotated as VAN3-binding protein-like. The coding region runs from base 1 to 639 and encodes 212 amino acids. NCBI's taxonomy places the organism in Eukaryota, Viridiplantae, Streptophyta, Magnoliopsida, Fabales, Fabaceae. Gene Ontology annotation, biological process: auxin-activated signaling pathway; phloem or xylem histogenesis; leaf vascular tissue pattern formation. The transcript has 5 exons. The record is from RefSeq and is a predicted model, not a curated record.